AUGAACCAUCUGCACCUCUCCAACCUCCUUCAUCUCCCACAACUCGCCCAUAUCUUCACCCUCGGCCCUCACCAGACCCAUCAACCGGCGGAUGCUGCAAGCGUGACGCUGCCUCCUUGCCUAAAAUCGCUCAUUGUUUCAAGUUCUUGUCCUAAUCCCGACACCAUCUUCCCAUCAGCUUCACCGUUCACUGGGCUAGAGGAGCUGCUGAUGAGCAACUGCAGUGAGCUGACGAGCCUUCCAGACCCCAUCGGAGACGUGCUGCCGUGCCUUCGCAAGUUGACGAUUCGCUAUUGUUUUUCUCUUGACCGAUUGCCUGAAAGUUUCACGUCUCUAAGCCGUUUGGAAGCCCUCGACGUUUCUGAUUCUCACACAUUCACCUUACCCAGCAACUUCGGCCAUCUGCCUGCCCUCAAACUGCUGGUGCUGAAGUGGUUGUCUCUCACCGAACUCCCUCUUUCCUUCAGUCAUCUUACGUCUCUCGAAGCACUUUCUGUGGAGAAUUGUCGCUACUUUCGACAGCUGCCAGCAGGGUUCUGCCGCCUCACUGCUCUCAAGGCGCUCUGCUUGCCAAUCCGGGAGCUGCCAGAGGAGAUUGGAGCCCUUGCAGUACCCUCGCGGCUGGAUACACUCACGGGGCUCAAGAGGCUGGAGCUGUUUGCAUGUUUGCAGCUGAGUGAACUCCCUGCUGCUCUGCCCCCCUCUCUUGAGACCCUCACUUUGGGGACAUUUAAGGAAGGCUCUUCGCCUUUCGUGGACAUCUCCCAGCUGUCGCAGCUGAGGGUGCUGAAGCUGAAGGACGUCGGGGUGCGAUGCGGGCCUGAAGUGAGCGGCAGGUUCGCGUGUCUGCAGCAGCUGGAGCAGCUGGAAAUUUGUUGGCAAAUCGACACUCAAGAGCUCCCAGUCCCCCUGACCUUUCUCCCUCGCCUGCGCAGCUUGCUGAUAGAUGCACCUAGACUCUGCAGCCUCCCGGACAAGAUGGAGGCUGCGUUGCCGCAGCUGCGGCAUUUGGAGCUGCUUUCUUGGUCACAGGAGGAGCUGCCAAGGAGCAUAAUGGAGCUGCUCACGUUGACCUCAUUGGCGAUCAACGCACCUCGGCUGGUCUUGCUACCUCAAGGCAUGAUCCGCUUAACUCGGCUGCGCAAGCGAUGGCAAGCUGAGUUGGAGUGGGUGCGCCUGUUCUGCCCUCGCUCCUCUUGCUUCUCCAUCUUCUCGUUCAUAAGUUUUUCCCCUCUUCCCUUUGACUUCUUCACCCUUACACGUCCUGUUCUCUUCCCUCUCGGCUCCACUGUCCUCUUUGUCCCCACCGCCCCCAACCUAUGUUUUUCUCAUCCUUUCCUCGUUCACUCUCCCCCACCCCACCUUUCCUUUCCUCGCGUGCAGGUGCCCACUCUUGCUUCUCAUUUCUGCUUGCCAUCCGCCUUUCUCCCUCAUUUCCCCUUCUCAUUCCGCCUUGCCUCCUUUGUCCCCU
Messenger RNA from Closterium sp. Naga37s-1, 1471 nucleotides. The record is from the annotation of a GenBank genome assembly. NCBI's taxonomy places the organism in Eukaryota, Viridiplantae, Streptophyta, Zygnematophyceae, Desmidiales, Closteriaceae.